AUGGAGAAAGUGCAGUGCAGUCAAACUAAAGAGCUUUCAAAUACAAACAGCGAUUGGGGCGAAAUUAAAAUUAACCAAAACUCACUUUGCAAUACCGAAAAUCUCAAUUCUUCACCAAAAAAACGACGAAGGCGCGAUAGUUUUUUAGAAGCGAAAACUAAAAUUCAUGAAUUACUACGAAAGAAAAUGUGUUAUCGUAUUCAUCGUUACGAUGUACGUGCAGCUGAUGAAAAAGCAGUCAAAAUGGAGCAAAGGUUGACAAGGUUGAAUUAUGAUGCCAUCAUUCAUACAUCAGUUCAUCGUACUAUGUGUCGAUAG
Thelazia callipaeda (thelaziosis nematode) is the source of this 318-nucleotide messenger RNA. NCBI's taxonomy places the organism in Eukaryota, Metazoa, Nematoda, Chromadorea, Rhabditida, Thelaziidae. The record is from the annotation of a GenBank genome assembly.